Peromyscus maniculatus bairdii (prairie deer mouse) is the source of this 5450-nucleotide messenger RNA. It is a transcript of the gene Cyp26b1, whose product is annotated as cytochrome P450 family 26 subfamily B member 1. Gene Ontology annotation, molecular function: oxidoreductase activity, acting on paired donors, with incorporation or reduction of molecular oxygen; heme binding; iron ion binding. Lineage: Eukaryota; Metazoa; Chordata; Mammalia; Rodentia; Cricetidae. Gene Ontology annotation, biological process: sterol metabolic process. The record is from RefSeq and is a predicted model, not a curated record.
GCUGGCCGCGAGCCCACGGCGCGCCUCCCGCCUCUAUAUAAACACACGCAUCGCCUUGCCUUGGAUCAAAUCAGAUUGAGAGACGCUUUUCAAACCACCAGCCCUGAAGUCCUGCCUCCUGCUUUCCCCUCUUUCAUCCCCUUUGCCGUUCUUUCUUUCUUUUUUUUCCCCCCUCCUCUCUUUUCUUUUCCCCCAACAGCAACUCCAGAGCCGAGAGACUGCGUCCCGGGACAGACUGCCUUUUCUUAAUUGAUAGAUAGCCGGGCUCGGGUUUUCCACCUCCUCCCCCAACCCCACCCCGCCUCCCCCCUCCCGCCCGCCGCCGCCGCCCCAGCGCCCGCCCGGGGCUCUGUCGCCGGCUGCGUCCCUUCCCGGCUGCGGCCCGCCGACUCCGCACUCGCACUCGGGCCAACGCGCCCGCCUCGCCCGCCUCGGGGUGCCGCGGCCGCUCCAGCCUCUGCACUCGCCUCAUCUGGGGAGCCUUUUCCCAAGCCCCCAAAGUUUCUGGGUUCGUUGGAAUUUUUGGAUUCCGAUUUUCCCCCCUUUUUAUGCACCUAGGAAUUUUGGAGGAAUACUUUUGAUAAAUUGAUCUCACUUUCCGCUAGCUCUCGGUUCCCCUUCUUUUUGCCCUCUCGCUCUGAGCAGGGAAGGGUCUUCCGAGAGGCUCCUGGUGGAUAAAGUUUUCCAAAGUUUUUCUAGUGUGAUGGUUGAGGGGAGAGCAGGCUCACCAGCUUGACUCAGCUCCAUCUCACCUUCCCAGAGCAGCCCUAAGCCCGCAUAAAGGGACAAACAAACAACAAACAAACAAAGUUACACCUCGAGUCGCUUCGUGUCUCCUCUCUUCUUCUUCUUCCAGGAAAUCUUUUUCCUCCCUCUCUUCGAUCACCUCGCAGCCUUCAGACCCCUUCUCUCGGCCCCAUCUCCUGGGUUUCUCCGAGGGGUGCCAGGACCCCCGGCCGCAGCUUCCCCUCCCCCCGUCACUCUGGUCCGGCCCUCCCCUCCCCCUUCGCGGCCCGCACAGCCAAUCCCCCGAGCGGCCGCCAACAUGCUCUUUGAGGGCUUGGAGCUGGUGUCGGCGCUGGCCACCCUCGCCGCGUGCCUGGUGUCCGUGACGCUGCUGCUGGCGGUGUCGCAGCAGCUGUGGCAGCUGCGUUGGGCGGCUACCCGCGACAAGAGCUGCAAGCUGCCGAUCCCCAAGGGCUCCAUGGGAUUCCCGCUCAUCGGAGAGACGGGCCACUGGUUGCUCCAGGGUUCUGGCUUCCAGUCGUCGCGCCGGGAGAAGUACGGCAACGUUUUCAAGACACACUUGCUAGGGCGGCCGCUGAUCCGUGUGACCGGUGCGGAGAACGUGCGCAAGAUCCUCCUAGGCGAACACCAGCUAGUGAGCACCGAAUGGCCGCGGAGCGCACGCGUGCUGCUGGGCCCCAACACGGUGGCCAAUUCCAUUGGCGACAUCCACCGCAACAAGCGCAAGGUCUUCUCCAAGAUCUUCAGCCACGAGGCGCUAGAGAGCUACCUGCCCAAGAUCCAACUGGUGAUCCAGGACACACUUCGAGCCUGGAGCAGCCAGCCUGAGGCCAUCAAUGUGUAUCAGGAGGCCCAGCGACUUACCUUCCGAAUGGCGGUGCGCGUGCUGCUGGGCUUCAGCAUCCCCGAGGAGGACCUGGGCCACCUCUUCGAGGUAUACCAGCAGUUUGUGGAGAAUGUCUUUUCUCUUCCUGUGGACCUUCCCUUCAGUGGCUACCGAAGGGGCAUCCAAGCUCGGCAGAUCCUUCAGAAGGGCCUCGAGAAGGCUAUCCGUGAGAAGCUGCAGUGUACCCAGGGCAAAGACUACUCGGAUGCCCUGGACAUUCUCAUUGAGAGCAGCAAGGAGCACGGCAAGGAGAUGACCAUGCAGGAGCUGAAGGACGGUACCCUGGAGCUGAUCUUCGCAGCCUAUGCCACCACGGCCAGUGCUAGCACGUCCUUGAUCAUGCAGCUGCUGAAACACCCUGCUGUGCUGGAGAAGCUGAGGGAGGAGCUGCGGGCCCAGGGCCUGUUGCAUGGUGGCGGCUGCCCCUGCGAAGGCACCCUGCGCCUGGACACGCUCAGCAGCCUGCGCUACCUGGACUGUGUCAUCAAGGAGGUCAUGAGGCUCUUCACGCCCAUCUCUGGUGGCUACCGUACCGUGCUGCAGACCUUCGAACUGGAUGGUUUCCAGAUCCCCAAGGGCUGGAGUGUCAUGUACAGCAUUCGAGACACUCACGACACAGCGCCCGUGUUCAAGGACGUGAACGUGUUUGACCCCGACCGCUUCAGCCAGGCGCGCAGCGAGGACAAGGAUGGCCGCUUCCACUACCUCCCAUUUGGCGGUGGCGUGCGGACCUGCCUGGGCAAGCACCUGGCCAAGCUGUUCCUGAAGGUGCUGGCGGUGGAGCUGGCCAGCACCAGCCGCUUCGAGCUGGCCACCCGGACCUUCCCCCGCAUCACUCUGGUCCCUGUCUUGCACCCUGUGGAUGGCCUCAGCGUCAAGUUCUUUGGUCUGGACUCCAAUCAGAAUGAGAUUCUGCCCGAGACAGAGGCCAUGCUGAGCGCUACAGUGUAGCCUCGCUCUGGUCUCAGCCCGGCCCAGCAGAGGGGUAGGGGAUAGAGACAGAAACCUGUGGGGUGGGGCGGGGCUGGAUGGGAGGCCAGCAGCCCCCUAUGAUUUCCUCCUCUGGCUUCCUCUCCAGCAAACCCGCUCCGAGUACAAAAGGGCCCCGCCCCCUCCUGACUCCCACUCUCUUGGAUCUCCACUGCCCCCUAGCUUAGCUCCCGGGACAGGGCCAGGACAGGGCUCUGUGUGCCCAUGACAGUGUUAGAGCCCGCUGGCUGAGCUGCGGAAUGUGCUUAUGACCUUCUGAACGCUCCCUCUCUUUACCCCCUUGUCUUUUUGUUGGUGGUCUGGUGGUUGUAAAGGCAGGAGGGAAGAAAAGAGGGGGGCCCUUGGAGCACUCUUUGGCACCCUGCACCCACCACCACCACCACCACCACCACCACCACCACCACCACCACCCCACCCCCACCCCCACCCCCCACCCCACCCCCGCUCCUGUCACUGCUCAAAUGAUGUCCAGAACAGCGUCUUGGGGAUUCUCACCUAAUUCAACCUGGGCAGCUCAGGAACUGCCACCAGCCUUGAGGGUGCCCUGCACCAGCCUAACCAGUUUGGACAUUGGAAAUUACCUAUUGCUGCUAUUUGUUCUCUCUUCUGAUCUUGGGGUACGGGGGCCUAUAGGCUUAAUCCCCAGCAUCUUCCUUGGUGGCCCUGGGCAGGCACACUGGCACUCCUCUCCCAUGGGACCCACUGAGGACUCCCAGCUGCCCACCCCUGCCCCCGAGCCCAUAUUUAUUCACUGACCUUGGCUACACUGAGGUCUGGAGCACACGCCUGCCCCGACACAGCUGCCAACCUCUGGCCUAGCUGUCCUUUUCAGGGCUUAUGCAAGGCAAGAAGACAGAUCUCUGGUCUAACCCAGCUCCCUGGUGAAGGUUAACGGCCCUCCUGGGCUCCAGGCAAAUGUUCAGUUUAACCUCAGAGUCAGACACCCAGCAUCUCUGCCAGGUGUUGUUGUUGUUUUUUUUUUUUAAAUCACCUCCUCCCAUCUGUCAAAGGCCUGGGCUUGUGCAUCUGGGGGCCACCACUUCCUGUUCGCUCACUGCCUGCCCCAGUGCCAGCCACUCCGCUAGUGAGGAUGUGUAAGGAUACGGGUUCUUCUGAAGGGACUUCUUGCCUUCCCUUCCUUAACCCUCACUGUCUGCGCCUUUGCUCUUGGGAGAGCUCCCCACCCCACCCCCAUCCCGCCCCUGCCCCCACCCCCAUGCCACUGUCUGCUAAGCCCUGCUCCGGGUGUGGGGUGGCCAUGAAAGCGGAGAGGUAAGGUAGAGAGAGCCCUCCCCCUGAGAUGCCUCAGGCCCUGCGGGGGUCUGGAGACACUCCAGGGGAGGCUGCAGAAAGCCAUGGGGAAGGAGAGGAGGAAGGAGGACGAGGACAGGCAUGAAUGAGUUUUGUCGGAAGUGGUUCAGUUGCAGAGAGGCCAGCGGGGACGACUGGGCGGACAGGGCAUUUUGAGGACUGGCGACCUAGGACCCCUCCUGGGAAGAGUGCGGGGCUCCGACGAGUCUCUAGGCAAUUUCGUCUGUUUUCAGAUUCCUGUUUGCCUUUGUUUCCAUCCAUUGCUUUUGCAUGUCACCAAGGCAAUGGGUCCUCUUCACAAGAAAAUAAAAACGCAGAAUGACAGCCCACAUCAACUUGACCCGAGACGGCCACUGUCACGGAAAUUCAGCCACAGAGGAUGUCUGUCCCAUGUGAGCUGUGCUUCCCAAAUGUUUCAGUGGCCUCCUGCGUUUUCCUGACGGAACCCAAACAAACAAGACCAUUAGAACAGACGUUAGCCGCAAAAUUAAUGUGAAACUGAAAAUAAGUGUAACCCCUCCAUUUCCUUUCCCAGUUCUGAAGCAGACCAAAAUGUGUAAAGACUCGUCAAAGCGUAGGACAUAGGUGCAUGCUGCCCCCAAGCCAGCUCAGUGCCUGGAAGGGUCACUUUCCUGCACGCUAACCCUGCUUGCCUGUUUCAGACUGAAGAUGUGGCAUGUCGUGUAACUCUGGCCCUGGUGCGGGACAGGGAGACUGGAGGGCCCCAGCAGGCUUCAGGGGCCUUCCCUUUCAGGGGCCAGCCCAGGAGGCGUGGAGAAGGCAAAGCUGAGUGGGAUCCGUGUGAGGGGAGGAGGGAGAAAAGAUGGUCUGCCUGGGUGGGUCUCAAAGGUACCAGGCGAAGGGGCCUAGCCCGGGCGCCUGCGGGCGACACCUGUCUCACCCCUGUAGAUGUGUCUAUUCCGUGUUCGUGUGUUUCAUUGUGGUAGCAUUAAUGGGUGAUGUAUUCUCACAUUCCUAACUAUUGUAACUUGACAUUAAAAAGUUAAACCCCACAAGACUUCCUGCCACGGGCUUGCAGAUUGAAGCACUUUCGAAGUUAGGCGCUGGCGUGUGCGUUCUGGGCAACCAUUUUGAUCCUGCCCAGAUUUCUAUUAUUUUAUACACAAAACUUUUUUUUCAUAAAUGUUAUAAUUUUGUGUCUGUCUUUAUAAACUAUUAUAAGUACUAUUUUUGUUAUAAUUCAAAAUAGAUAUUUAGUAUAAAGUUUUUGCUGUUAAAUAUUUGUUAUUUAGUAAAAUAUGAAUUGUUCUUUAUUGUAAACAUGGUUCAAAAUAUUAAUAUGUUUUUAUCACAGUUGUUUUAAUAUUGAGAAAGCACUUGUGUGUUUCGUUUUGGUAUGAGCUGGUGCCGUGUGUGUGUUUUGAUUGUCGUGUGGUUUUGAUGUGUAUAUAAUAUUCCAUGUUGCAUAUUACAACAAUGAAUGUCAUGCAUUUUGUGAAAUACUCAAUGUGGCUCUUUUAUUGGCUUCCAUAAUAAACUGUGGGGACUCACCCUG